This is a messenger RNA of Mustela erminea (ermine), 1116 nucleotides long. RefSeq names its product cadherin EGF LAG seven-pass G-type receptor 2-like. NCBI's taxonomy places the organism in Eukaryota, Metazoa, Chordata, Mammalia, Carnivora, Mustelidae. The coding region runs from base 650 to 973 and encodes 107 amino acids. The record is from RefSeq and is a predicted model, not a curated record. The transcript is spliced from 2 exons.
GCUGAUGAAGAAUCACUUCCUCCUGGAAAAAUGUUCAUGAGCCUUCAACGAUGUGCGUAGUAAAUAUAUGGAGAGAGGAGUUCAGGAUCAUCCAAUUCUAUAUGUACCAGCACUGGGAUCAUCGAAAUGCUUUUUCCAAAAUAGAAAAAAAAAUCGCUGAACUUUAGCUUUUGACCUUCAAUGUAUCUUUCCUUGGCAGUGAAUAUGUGGAAUAUUUGUGCAAUUCAGAUGUUUUUGAAACAAAUAGAGCACCAUUUUAGUCCCAGUCUAUGGUGAGUAAAACACUCUUUGCUCUUACGCUGGCAGAAUGAAAUGCAUCACACCCUUUGUUUUUAGCAAAUUCUACUUAACUGAAGUUUCAAGUAGAGAAGCUAAUCCACAUAUUUUUAGAGACAUUGUUUUUUCUAAAAGGAAAUAAAAGAGUCCAAAUAUGUUGCUCUCUGUUCUUGAACAUAUCACCCUGCCUUCCGGAUGGCAAGCACCUUCAAUCCCUCCACGAGGGUGACGGAGCCACACUACCUCUUUCUUAUAAAUAUGUAUUUUGGUGAUAAAGACUGUUCAACAGAACAAGCACUUCUCAGAUGGCAAAGCGGCCUCUCUAUAGUCAGUUUGAGAAUAUCAUCUGCGUCAAUCUCUUGAAUAAUAUCAAAUGCUCUUUUGUUCCUUUGUUUCUAUUUUCUGUUGGCUUUUAAAGCCCAGUAUGUGGUGGGAGCCAGAGAAGCAAUUCUGUGUGCUGUGUGACUGCAAUCCCGUUGGCUCUGUGACGCCAUGGUGUGAUGGGACAGGAAGAUGUGCCUGUAAAUCUGGCUUCGUAGGGCGACAGUGCCACCUCAGCAUGCAGGCACAGCGGCAGGAGGAGCGGUCACAGAGAGCGCAGCGGGUGCUGGGGCCUCCUCAGAGGUGGGCUGUCAGCAGCUCCAGCGGGUGCCCUCGGGGAGCCUAUCGGGCCCCCACUCCGAAAAGGAUCCAUUAGUCAAAUUACAACCUCAUUGUCCUAACAUCAGUGAAGAACCUCAACAACCCAUAGGUUCCUCUUUCCUACCUUACGUUUUCGUGUUGUGCAUCUUGUUUCAUAAUGAGUUAAUUAAUUUAAGUUUAAUUUUUCUCUUUCCUUUU